AGCAUCUUUUCAGCAUUACUCCUCCAUUUCCAAUUUACAUUUCAUAAUUACAUCUUUUCCUAAUCUUGGGCCCCUAUUCCAUCGCUCUUUCUGUUGGUAAAAUACAACGCAUGGCAGUUGCUCUGGCCUGCAGUAAAAAGCUCUGGCCAGCCUUUCUUAUCCACGCUGUGCUGAUGACUGUAGCCCUGCAGUCUGUUUGCCCUGUCCAUGCCUUUUUCCAUGUCGAACACUCCACAGAUAUAACAAGCGGCCAAUCUCAUCCAAAAGAUAUUGGACAGGACAGCCACCAUCAAAAUAGCAAUAGCAGCAUCAAGACACCUUUACACUCUCACACGCUCGAGCACUUACAGCCAUACCUGUGUGUCUGUCUCCGACAAGACGAUCCUACAUUGCUAUAUCAAGAAAGACGAUGUCCACACUGGCCAUACCCUUAUUGUCUGUAUAGCUAUGUUGAUGGCAGACUUCUUUUGGACGAAAAGACUCAGAGCGCUCAGGAUGAAAUCGUAGGACAAGAGGAAGAUGAGGACAGCGAUCACAUUGCCAUUAGAGACAAAAGCCAAACAAAAGGCGACGCAGAAGUAGCAACAGCUUCAUCAACUGAAAUAUAUGAAGAUUAUGUGGAGUAUGAGCACCAGGCCAUCCCUCCUAACCAGCCAGCAUCGAGUCCAACUAUUGCUGGAUCAACAUUCGUAGUCUAUUCUCGCGAGUCAGGAUCAAAAACACAGGCUAAGAACUUUACAUCUACUGAUAGCGAAUUGAGUCGCGAGACAGUUUUUGAGGGCUCCAUAAUCAAUUCAGACACAUCCUCCGAUCAUAUCGCUGUCCACCCAUCACAACAUGUUCAAUCUUCAAUUAUAGAGGCACGACACUCGACAGGUAUAGUCGACACUGCGUCCUCAAUUGCUACAGCUAAACUAAUGACCAGCAGCCCUCCCCAAAUUGAGCGACAUAUACCUUCAUAUGAACAGUGGCGCAAGCAGGUCUUGGAAAAGAAAAGGCUUACAGACUAUAACGAUCGCAAACAACGCAAGCGUAAACCAUAUCAAGAGAGCUCCGUGGAUGUUGCUAUUGGCGCCGAGGAUGAGCUUGGGUUCGUUUUUUCAAAUUUAGAUAACAAUGGCAAUGGCAAAGGAGGCGACAAUCGGCUUCAACAUAUCACUGAUCAGCUCGGAAAUGGGCCUGAUUUGAGGCAAAAGCCUAGUAGUGAAAUAGAAUGGAUUAAAGCAGAGUAUACAAAGGAUCCAAAAGACCGAUUCAACCAUGCUUCCUCUACUUGCGCAGCCAGCGUUGUGAAAGCGAGCAAAGACGCCACUAGCAUCACUGCAAUCCUUAAUGAGGGCAAAGACCACUACAUGUUGAAUAAAUGCUCCACCAAGGAAAAAUUUUUUGUCGUCGAGCUCUGUGAGGAGAUUUUGGUCGACACAUUCGUUCUGGGCAAUUAUGAGUUCUUUUCAUCAACUUUCAAGGAGUUUGUCGUCUCUGUGAACAGAUAUCCGCCUAGAGAUGAUGGCUGGAGCAUCCUUGGCCAUUUUCAAGCCAGGAAUACUAGAGACGCCCAAGUAUUUAGACCCUCCGUCCCUCAGCUGGCAACCUACAUACGGUUUGACUUUAUUAGCCACUAUGGCAAUGAGUACUAUUGUCCGAUUACUCUCUUGCGUGUAUAUGGAGCUACAGCCUUGGAACAGCUAAAGCAGGAAGAAGAAGAAGAAAAACGGCAGGCUGAAGAGGAAAAGCGGCUUGCUGAGCUUGAAAAAGCAAGGCAAGCUGCUGAAGCCGAGGAGGCAGAGGAGACAGAGGAGAUAGAAGAGACGGAGGAGACGCAGAGCACGACAAUUAAUGAUGCGGCAGAACUUAUUAGCACUAAUGAUACUCAAUCGAAUAAGCUGUCACAAACAGGCACCAGUGAGACAAUGGAUAAGGAGCAUGAUAGUCAACGCAAACCACUGGAAACGCCUGGCGCCUCCUUGGAGUCAGCACUACCAUUAGGUAAUUCCAGUACCGUGUUCGAAGGCGAAGAGGAUCAUAUGAAUUCGAUUCACACAGAUCCGCCUUUGCAAGUAUCGACUGCGGCCUCAUCAGAUAAUCAGGCAGUCACACUACCAUUCACAAGUAGUUCUGAUGCAGGUUCGCCAUCGCUCAGCUUAUUGAAUGAACCGAACACGGAUACUCGUGACAUUGGUGAUAAAAAUGGUGCAACCACUGGUCAAUUUACAUUAUCUGAUACAACCCUGAUAUCGUUCGAGCCUUUCACGGCAUCUGAGAGCCCUAUUUAUACAGAUGUUUUGCCUCCUCGCCCCUCAACUUCACCAGCUUCAAUACAGUAUGAUGAAGAGUGGGCGAAUGUUGGGCUUGCAAAGAUCACGCUGUCACCGAAAUCUAGAUCGACUCAUUCCCCAAAACCACCAAGUGUAUCUAAACCAGCUUCAGCAGGAGUCGGUACAACUUCUAGUAGUACUUCGUCAACAACAGAUUCAUCCCCGCAUGCAGCACCAUCACCUCAUCAUUCCUCCCAGGAGAGUGUAUACAAAAACAUUGUCAACCGUCUAAAAGUACUUGAACUUAAUUCAUCGUUGUCGUACCAAUACUUGGAGGAGCAGAGCAACGUCUUCAAUGAGAUUCUAGAGUCUAAUGAGCAAAAGAUAAACCAGCUUGUAAUUCAUCUUAAUGAGGCGACGCGUCGUUUAGAGACACUGGGUCGCAAAUACGAUCAGCUGGCAUACAGCUACAGGAUGAAUGUGGAAGUAGAGGGAGAAAAGCGUCGCCAGGAUUUUAUUAAUCUUUCUUCACAAGUCCAUUUGCUUGGAUCACAGGUCAUGUUCCAACGACAGCUCUUCGUGGUUGGCGCUAUUAUCACCAUCUUUAUUAUUGUAUUCAUCUCUAUUACCAAAAGCACGGCGAUGCAUUAUGCCAUACAACAGUCCCCCCUUGGGGCAAAACUCAGAGCUAUUUCAGGACAGAGACGAGAAGUUAGAUCCGACGGCACAGCAUCUUCUAUUAGGAUUGGCUCUGUAGAAAGCUUAAGUCGAUUCGAUCAAAGUACUCUUCUUCAUCGGCACCAUAGCGAUAGAAGAAAUGAUCUUGCGAGCGAUAGUAUCAAGGAUUCACCGCCAAUCUCGCCGACGGCUCCGGUAACGUCUGAUCCUAACCACACAACUCAGUCUACACUUUUGAAUGGCUCUGGUCACUCUUUGGCAGGGUCUCCUCACCCAGGCCCAGAAAUAUCAUUGCAGAACGAAGAAGCGAUAAAUAAUAGUCAUGGCCCAGCAGAAGAAGAAAGAAUACCGAGCUCACGUUCUGAAUUCCAUCCAACGCAGACACAUGAACCCGAAUCUCCAGAUUUUGCGCAUAUGUCUAGCCCUCAGUUUAAACAGGAACCCGCGAUUUCCCGUACCCCAUAUCCAACUCCAAAGAACAGCUAUGGACCUGGCCGCCUCGUCAUGCGUCCUAGUCACAGUAAUUCAUCUCAGACCGACUACAGGCCAGACUCCCCUGUUUUCCAAGGACUUUCAGGUAUCCAUGAUGAAGGACAAUUAUCGGAUGCGGAUGUGGCAUACAUGUCUCGAGAUAUGGAUGUUGGUCGUAUGAGUCCUCCGAACCUAAUUUCGAUGCCUAAUAGCCCUGUUAUGAGGAGGCUAUCAGCCACUUAUUAUAGCCAUGGUCACCAUCAGUAUAACUCAGGAUCAAUCCGACCGAUGUCUUCAUUGAGGAUGGACACUACACCAUCUUUGACGGCUUUAACAAAACUAGAAUCGCUUGAAGGCUCAGAUAUGCCUCAACAUUUUCCAAUAGACACUAUUUCAAACAGCACCCACAAACCCGAGUCAUUCAAUGGAGAUGAUAAUAACCACUCUUCACAAACGAUGAACGACCCGAACGAUGAAUCUUCGAUCAAGGCUCCAGAAAUGGUUUGCAAAACAUUUAAAGAGGAAGAGGAGGAUAUUGGCUUCGUUUCAGAUUCAGUCUUGGACACGACAUCAAAGAGCGUACCAGAUAAUGCUUCUGCAGGCGUACUUGGGGACUGGGAGAGGCAGCAUGGUAUUGGAGAGCAUUCAAGUCAUAAUGACAAGAGAGGGACAGAAGAAACAUAUCUUGACCAGGAGGAGACAGUGGCGGUAAUAGGCAGGAAGGGUAAAUCUUUAGGUCAAAUGACUGAAGCCACUGUUGGAAUGGAUGCAUCUGUUAAGGAACAACGGCCACAGCUUAUUCGAGAUAUGUCAUCACGUUCGAAACGAAAAAGUUCUCACAAUGCUUCGUAUCUAGUGGAAGACGCUAUCGCUCAUAAUGGGCAAAGUAUGAGCUUAGAUUUGAAUAUAGGCGCAGAGGAGCAUGUAUCAGCCUUACUAGACACUAGAAUGCGUCCAGAGACAACAGUAUAUCUUUCACCACUGGAAAGACAGGAGGCGGGGGGAGACCUCGCUCAGAAUGGGGAUGAGGAUGAAGGCACUCAAGCUGAUGACGAUUCCGCAAUGUCAAGGAGUCGUGGCCUUUCGGAUAAACGAAAAAAAAAUAGAAAGUCGUCACUGUCUGAAGGUCAAAUGGUUCCUAGGAGGCGAUCAAGUCAUGGGCGACACGAAAAUGUAGAAACAGUGACCCUGGAAGAUGACGGACUCGAUGGUGAUGAUGAACGUUCGCCACAGGUGUCACGCAAAUCAUGAUCCACAAGAGCCGAAUCAUGACUUAUGAUUUAUUAAUAGUCAAUUGUACUUUAGAGCUAUAAAUUUCUCG
Lobosporangium transversale is the source of this 4725-nucleotide messenger RNA. RefSeq lists its product as hypothetical. Gene Ontology annotation, biological process: protein folding in endoplasmic reticulum. The record is from RefSeq and is a predicted model, not a curated record. NCBI's taxonomy places the organism in Eukaryota, Fungi, Mortierellomycota, Mortierellomycetes, Mortierellales, Mortierellaceae. Bases 111 to 4655 code for a protein of 1514 amino acids. The transcript has 5 exons. Gene Ontology annotation, cellular component: cytoplasm; membrane.